Molecule: messenger RNA, 4113 nt
Organism: Emys orbicularis (European pond turtle)
Lineage: Eukaryota; Metazoa; Chordata; Testudines; Emydidae
Gene: ERBB4
Product: erb-b2 receptor tyrosine kinase 4
Exons: 31
Coding region: 1-4113 (1370 amino acids)
Biological process (GO): positive regulation of kinase activity; cell surface receptor protein tyrosine kinase signaling pathway; neurogenesis
Cellular component (GO): basal plasma membrane; plasma membrane; signaling receptor complex
Molecular function (GO): epidermal growth factor receptor binding; transmembrane receptor protein tyrosine kinase activity; ATP binding
Source: RefSeq, a predicted model, not a curated record
AUGAAGGCAAUGUUAAGUACUCCAAAUUUGCCAGUAAUUAGUGGCUUCUUAAAGGACCCACCGUUGCUGAAUAGGUCUGUGAAUAGGAAAGCCCUUAGAAGGUUUGAUUACAAUACAGGGCUUUGGAGCUGUGCUCCGGCUCUGCUCCAGCUCCAGGCAAAAACCUGCAGCUCCACUGCUCUGGAGCUGCUCCAUGCUCCAGCUCCGGGCUCCGGAAAAAAUGUGUGCGCUGGUACUGAGAACAAGCUGAGUUCUCUGUCUGAUCUUGAGCAGCAGUAUCGUGCGUUGCGCAAGUACUAUGAGAACUGUGAAGUAGUCAUGGGCAAUCUGGAAAUCACCAACAUUGAACACAACCGUGAUCUUUCCUUCCUCCGGUCUAUCCGAGAAGUCACGGGAUAUGUCCUGGUAGCUUUGAAUCAGUUUGAGUACCUCCCGUUAGAGAACCUACGCAUCAUUCGUGGGACAAAACUCUACGAGGACCGAAAUGCCUUGGAGAUAUUCCUUAACUACAAAAAGGAUGGUAAUUUUGGACUCAGGGAACUUGGCCUGAAGAACUUGACUGAAAUACUGAAUGGAGGGGUAUACGUUGGCCAGAACAAGUUUCUUUGCUACGCCGACACCAUUCAUUGGCAGGAUAUCGUGCGUAACCCACGGGCUUCCAACUUCACUUUGGUUCCAACAAAUGGCAGCUCAGGAUGUGGACGAUGCCACAAGUCCUGCACAGGCCGAUGUUGGGGACCCACAGAAAACCACUGCCAGAGCUUGACAAAGACAGUGUGUGCAGAGCAAUGUGAUGGACGUUGCUACGGGCCGUACGUCAGUGACUGCUGCCAUCGGGAAUGCGCUGGAGGCUGUUCCGGACCUAAAGACACUGAUUGCUUUGCCUGCAUGAAUUUCAACGACAGCGGAGCAUGUGUCACUCAGUGCCCCCAGACUUUUGUCUACAAUCCCACCACCUUCCAGCUGGAGCACAACCACAAUGCCAAAUACACCUAUGGAGCUUUUUGUGUCAAGAAGUGCCCACAUAACUUUGUGGUAGAUUCCAGCUCUUGUGUGCGUGCCUGUCCCAGCUCCAAGAUGGAGGUUGAAGAAAAUGGUAUAAAGAUGUGCAAACCCUGCACUGACAUUUGUCCUAAAGCAUGUGAUGGCAUCGGCACAGGGAGUUUGACGUCCGCUCAAACCGUUGACUCCAGCAACAUUGACAAGUUCAUAAACUGUACCAAGAUCAACGGGAACCUGAUCUUUCUUGUCACUGGGAUUCAUGGGGACCCCUAUCACACAAUUGCAGCAAUGGACCCAGAGAAAUUAAAUACUUUCCAAACAGUCAGAGAGAUAACAGGUUUCUUGAAUAUUCAGUCAUGGCCGCAAAACAUGACAGAUUUCCGUGUGUUUUCUAACUUGGUUACUAUAGGUGGAAGAGCCCUAUAUAGUGGCCUUUCCUUACUCAUCCUGAAGCAACAGGCAAUUACCUCUCUACAGUUCCAGUCACUGAAGCAGAUCAGUGCUGGCAACAUCUACAUAACUGACAAUACCAACCUGUGCUACUAUCACACCAUCAACUGGACCAGCCUCUUCAGCACGCCCAACCAAAAGACAGUGAUCCACCACAACAAAAAACCUGAGAACUGCACUGCAGAGGGAAAGGUGUGUAACAACUUGUGCUCAAGUGACGGCUGUUGGGGGCCAGGGCCAGACCAGUGUCUGUCCUGCAAACGCUUCAGCAGAGGAAGGACCUGUAUAGAGUCUUGUAACCUUUAUGAUGGGGAAUUUCGAGAGUUUGCGAAUGGUUCUGUGUGUGUGGAGUGUGAUCCCCAGUGUGAGAAGAUGGAAGAUAACAUGAUCACAUGCUAUGGGCCGGGACCAGACCACUGCACCAAGUGUUUCCAUUUUAAGGAUGGCCCCAACUGUGUGGAAAAGUGCCCCGAUGGCUUGCAGGGGGCAAACAGCUUCAUUUUCAAAUACGCCGAUGAGGACCGUGAGUGUCACCCUUGUCAUCCAAACUGCACUCAAGGGUGCAUAGGCCCCCGUAUUGAGGACUGCAUCGGCCUGAUGGAUAGGUGUAGAGGCCCCACUAGUCAUGACUGCAUUUACUAUCCAUGGACGCGCCAGUCCACCUUACCACAGCAUGCUAGAACCCCCCUGAUUGCUGCAGGCGUGAUUGGUGGACUCUUUAUCAUCAUCAUUGUGGGCCUGACGUUUGCCGUUUAUGUUCGGCGGAAAAGCAUCAAAAAGAAGAGGGCCUUGCGGAGGUUCCUGGAGACGGAGCUGGUGGAGCCCUUGACCCCAAGUGGCACAGCACCCAACCAAGCACAGCUUCGUAUCCUGAAGGAAACUGAGCUAAAGCGAGUCAAGGUCCUUGGCUCUGGGGCCUUUGGAACCGUGUAUAAGGGUAUUUGGGUUCCCGAAGGAGAAACAGUAAAGAUUCCUGUGGCUAUUAAAAUCCUUAAUGAGACGACUGGUCCCAAGGCAAAUGUGGAGUUCAUGGAUGAAGCACUUAUCAUGGCAAGCAUGGAUCAUCCACACCUGGUGCGAUUACUGGGCGUCUGCUUGAGCCCUACCAUUCAGCUCGUCACUCAGCUUAUGCCCCAUGGCUGCUUGUUGGACUAUGUUCACGAACACAAGGAUAACAUUGGCUCGCAGCUCCUGCUGAACUGGUGUGUCCAGAUAGCCAAGGGAAUGAUGUACCUGGAAGAGAGGAGACUGGUUCACCGGGACUUGGCAGCCCGGAAUGUCUUGGUAAAAUCACCAAACCAUGUGAAGAUCACCGACUUUGGCCUGGCCAGGCUCCUGGAAGGCGAUGAGAAAGAGUACAACGCUGAUGGAGGGAAGAUGCCAAUUAAGUGGAUGGCUCUGGAAUGUAUACACUACAGGAAAUUCACCCAUCAGAGCGAUGUUUGGAGCUAUGGUGUCACUAUCUGGGAGCUUAUGACCUUUGGCGGAAAACCCUAUGAUGGAAUCCCGACACGAGAAAUUCCUGACCUGUUAGAGAAAGGGGAACGGUUGCCCCAGCCUCCUAUCUGCACCAUUGAUGUGUACAUGGUGAUGGUGAAAUGCUGGAUGAUUGAUGCUGACAGUCGGCCUAAAUUCAAGGAAUUGGCUGCUGAAUUUUCUAGAAUGGCUCGAGACCCUCAAAGAUACCUUGUCAUUCAGGGUGACGACCGUAUGAAGCUCCCGAGUCCAAACGACAGCAAAUUCUUCCAAAAUCUCCUGGAUGAGGAAGACCUGGAAGAUAUGAUGGAUGCUGAGGAAUAUUUAGUUCCUCAGGCCUUUAACAUCCCUCCUCCUAUCUAUACCUCCAGGGCUAGAAUCGACUCCAACAGGAGUGAACUUGGACACAGCCCUCCUCCUGCCUACGCCCCUAUGUCAGGAAACCAGUUUGUGUACAGAGGCGGCGGCUUUGCUACAGAACAAGGAGUGCCUGCGCCAUACAGAGCUGUCAGCUGCAUAACUCCGGAGGCGCCAGCCAUCCAGGGGGCCACGGCAGAGAUCUUUGACGACACUUGCUGUAAUGGUACGCUACGGAAGCAGGUGGCCGCCCUCGCACAAGAGGACAGCAACACUCAGAGGUACAGCGCUGACCCAACAGUGUUUGUACCUGAGCGGGGCCAACGGGGCGAGCUGGAUGAAGAUGGGUACAUGACUCCGAUGCGAGACAAACCCACAACAGAUUACCUGAACCCAGUAGAGGAGAACCCAUUUGUCUCUCGACGAAAGAACGGUGAUCUUCAAGCUCUGGACAACCCCGAGUAUCACAGCGCCCCGAACGGGCAGCCCAAAGCAGAGGACGAGUAUGUGAACGAGCCGUUGUACCUCAGCACCUUUGCUAAUACCUUGGAAAACGCGGAGUACCUGAAGAACAAUGGGCUUCCUUUGCCAGAGAAAUCCAAGAAGGCCUUCAACAACCCGGAUUACUGGAAUCACAGUCUGCCACCGCGAAGCACCCUCCAGCACCCGGACUACCUGCAGGAGUACAGCACAAAAUAUUUUUACAAACAAAAUGGACGGAUCCGGCCCAUCGUGGCAGAGAACCCUGAAUACCUCUCUGAGUUCUCCCUGAAGCCUGGCACUGUGCUGCCCCCGCCACCCUACAGACAUCGAAACACGGUGGUGUAG